AUGGCCAAGAUAACAAAGACAAUUGAUCUGAAACAGCUUGCAAAGAAGGUUCCGAUAGUGCUUAUAUCAGUAGGCAUUUCGUGGUUGAUUCUUUAUUUGCUAAGGGACAUGUUAAGGUCUUCAUUUUUAUCACCGAUCGAAACGAAAAAAAUAGUGGCUGAAAAGGAAAUUGUAGGCACAAAUUCGAAGGUCGCUGCGUUGAAGAGAUCUGGAGGUAGAAAAAAUGAAGAAACAAAAAAAAGCAGGAACAACGACAUGAACGAUAGGGAGGAUGUGGAAGUGAUCGGUGCUGGCUCAAAAGGAAACUUGUCGGGGGACGCAAAAGAGGGGAGCGCGAGAAAUAAACACAUGAGCAGCGUGGCACUAUCAGCAAGUGAUUGUGCAUCGCAGAAGGAAUAUUGUGCACUCAGGCAAUUCUUGAGUGAAAAACAGGAUAGAGCGGUUUAUAUUUAUGUUCAUGUAGCGGAAAAUGAAAUAUGUGGGAAGUGGAAGGAAGGUAAUUUCUAUGAUGCAAGGGAUGAAUUAAUCGAGAAAAUGAAAAAUAAACACCUGCUGGUGGAUGUACUUUAAAUUAAGUGCUAACUUUGUAGAAUAAAGGGUGAAACACGUGACUGAAAUGUAAACGGUCAUCUAAAUUAAUCCAUUCGUAAAUGCUUUUACUUCUAUCGGUAUGAGGACACGUAAUAGCAUAUGGCUAACAAUUUUUGAUCCUGCUUGUUUUAGGAUCACCGAUAAAUAUUCAAAUUGUAAGCCAUUUGCUGGUUGCAUCGCAGAUAUUUCUUGUUGUUUAAUUUGUAAAGAAUUGGCUUGAUCCUCGCUUGAAUGCUCAUAUGUGUUCAAUGGUUGUAUUGCGCCAUUGUUCAGUGGCAUGCAUGAACGAAUAGUUUUGAGUAACCGUUUGCUGCUCUUACCGAAUAUUUAUUAAAUUAAGAUGCAGAAGAUGAUUUUGAGAUACAAAGAAUGCCUGUUUAGAUCUUUAAGAUAAUCAACUUAGGCGUGUAAUGGACUAAGUUUAUACAGAAUAGCACCAUAUUCCUGAUGAAAUUAUAAAUUUAUAGGAGAGUAUUUUUUUCUAAAUUUUAAGUAUAAUUAAACUUAUC
Molecule: messenger RNA, 1100 nt
Organism: Vavraia culicis subsp. floridensis
Lineage: Eukaryota; Fungi; Microsporidia; Pleistophoridae
Exons: 1
Coding region: 1-570 (189 amino acids)
Source: RefSeq, a predicted model, not a curated record